This is a messenger RNA of Chenopodium quinoa (quinoa), 3143 nucleotides long. RefSeq names its product disease resistance RPP13-like protein 4. Lineage: Eukaryota; Viridiplantae; Streptophyta; Magnoliopsida; Caryophyllales; Amaranthaceae. The record is from RefSeq and is a predicted model, not a curated record. The coding region runs from base 297 to 2834 and encodes 845 amino acids. Gene Ontology annotation, biological process: defense response to other organism. The transcript is spliced from 2 exons. Gene Ontology annotation, molecular function: ADP binding.
UUUACCGAAAAUGGGCCAAUAAUAAACCUUAGAAACUUUAAGAUAAGACAAAUGAUAACACGCCUAGCUAUAAGUUGGAACGAACUAAGAAGAUUGAUAUAGGAAAAUCAAAUGGAUGAAUUAUUGAUGGAAUGGUAUUAGUGCAUCAGUCAAUGCAUUGAAAUGUCCAAGUCAACGACCCACCUUCAUCAAUUAUUUAAUUCAUUCACUAUACCAUUUCAACUCACCAUCAUCUUCAAAUUCAUCAUCUAAAGUAUCUAACUGCAAGCUCUCCUCUUUACUGAGAGAAGUGAAAUAUGGUGGAUGCAGUUGUCAGUGUAUGUUUGGAAAGACUCUUCAAAGUCCUUGUCAAGGAAGGUAAUGUUCUACUUGGUUACAGGGAUCAGUUUCAGAAGGUACAAACUGAUCUCCAAUACAUGAAAAGCUUCUUCAAGGAUGCAGAGAGGCUCAAAAGGAAAAACGAGGUUUUGAAAUGCACUCUAGCUGAUUUGCGAGAGCUGGUCUACGAAGUUGAAGACAUACUUGCAGAUUGCCAGCUUUUGUCAGAUAGCUCAGGAAAACUUCUUCAUGGAUUUUCCCCUAUAAAGGUUCCAUCCAAAUACCAAAUGGGAAAGAGGCUGGGGGAAAUUAGUGAAAAAAUUACUAGCAUCAGAAAUAAUAUAUCAUCUUUUCUUGCGCCACUUUCUCAGUCUCUUCAUGGUAAUGCACAAGAAGAUGGACCACCGAGAUGGAGUUCUCCCAUCUAUGAUCAUACUCAGGUGGUUGGAUUAGAAGGCGAUACAAGAAAACUCAAAGAUUGGUUAUUUCAGGUCGAUAACAGUGGCAUACUAUCCAUUGGUGUUGUAGGUAUGGGGGGAUUGGGGAAAACCACUGUUGCUCAGACAGUAUUUAAUGAGAAAGAAGUUGAACUUCAUUUUGAGAAGAGAAUUUGGGUCUCUGUAUCACAGAAGUUUACUGAAGACCAGAUCAUGAGGAGCAUCUUGAGAAACCUCGGUGAUGUUAAUGUUGGGGAUGAUCGAGGUGACUUACUAAAGAGGAUUAACCAAUACCUUUCAGGCAAAAGGUUUCUGAUUGUGUUGGAUGAUGUUUGGAGUGAGGAUACUUCAUGGUGGCUGAGGAUUUUUGCAGGGUUGCCAAAAGGAAUUGGGGGCUGUAUUAUUGUGACUACUAGAAUCGAGAAUGUUGCAAGAAAAAUGGGAGUGCAGGAAGCAAGAAUCCAUCAACCCAAAGUCCUCAGCGAGGGCCACAGCUGGUCACUCUUCUGCAAUGUGGCAUUUGCAGAACAUCAUGGUACUUGUACGUCGACUGAGCUUGAAUGUGUUGGAAAGGAGAUUGUUUCUAAAUGCAAAGGCCUUCCACUAGCAAUCAAGGCAGUUGGAGGAAUGAUGCUUUGUAAGCCACCAUACUAUCAUGAGUGGAGGAGGAUUGCUGAUCAUUUCCGGGAGGAAUUGACUGAUCUUGAUGACAACUCUGUCAUGGCUUCGUUGCAAUGUAGCUAUGAUGAGCUUCCAUCUUAUUUGAAAUCCUGCCUCCUCUCCCUGUCCAUAUAUCCUGAGGACUGUGAAAUAAGUAAAGAUCAGUUAGUCCGAUGGUGGAUUGGUGAGGGGUUUGUGCCUGUGAGAAAUGGUAGGCUAGCAACUGAAUCUAGUGAAGAUUGCUUCUCUGGCUUAACUAAUAGAUGCUUGGUUGAAGUAGUUGAGUGGGAUUACAAUGGGAAGAUAUCCACAUGUAAAGUUCAUGAUAUGGUCCGAGAUCUGGUAAUCCAGAUUGCUAAGGAUGAAUCUUUUUCAGGAUUAAGUGCUGCUCUUCAUCGCCAUCUGGGACUUACCACAGACAUUAAGGAAAAGGAAAUGGUAACGAGCAAAAAAUUGCGGGCAUUAAUAUCCACCUCCAAAAUCGGUGAAGUGAACAAAAUUGCUUCAUGUGUUGGGAGCAAGUUCUGUGAUUUUAGGUACCUGCGAGUGCUGGAUUUGUCGAAAUCUAUCUUCGAAGUGUCUCUUGCUUCCCUACUGGAAAAGAUAGGAAACCUAAAGCACUUGUCAUGCUUCAACUUAAGCAAUACCCACCCAUUGACUCAAGUUCCUCAAACAUUAGAGAAACUCCAUAACCUUCAGAUAUUGGAUUUAAGUUACUGUCAAAGUCUUAGAUCUCUUCCUCCUUUUGUCAUGACUUUCGAGAACUUACUGGUGCUGGAUGUAAGUCAUUGUGGAUCCCUAGAAUUUCUGCCAAGAGGCUUGGAGAAGCUCUCAAAUCUUCAAGUUCUGUUAGGAUUUAAGCCUGCUAGAGUGGAAGGUGAAGGUUCUAGAUUCUCCGAGUUAAGAAGCUUAAGUCAGUUAAGGAUACUGGAACUGCAACUGACUCGAGCUGAUGAAAUUGAUGAUGGUGAGACUGAUGCCUUGACUGGCUUAAAAGAGAUGCAGAUUUUGACAAUAAGUUGUUUCAACAGUUUUGAGAGUGAUAAACUCAUAUCAAAACUUGAGAAAAUUUGCCCACCACUGCAGCUACACGAGUUGUCUCUUAAAUUUUACCCAGGAAAAAUCAGCCCACAUUGGCUUAAUCCGGCUUCUCUGCCUAUGUUACGGUAUCUUUCAAUGUGUGGAGGGAACCUAGCACAAUUGAACAAAAGUUUCUGGGGAAUUGAUGAGACUACUUGGAAAAUCAAGGGCUUGAAGUUGGAUUCACUCUCUCAUUUGAAUUUGAAGUGGGAAAUGAUUCGAAGAGUGAUGCCAUCCUUGAGCACCGUGCAUGCUUGUUGGUCUCCCGAAUUGAUAUCUUUCCCAAUAGAGGGUGUUGGUUUCAGAGGCGGUGUGUGGAAGGAGGUUCGGAAUAGCUAAAUCAAAUCAAGAGAAAAACAGAAAAAGAUGUUCUUGAUUGCCAGGUAUAGAACAUUGAAGCUAUAUAUCUUAUUAUCUUUGAGCUUUUCUGGUGAAAUAUCAUACUAUGUCAUUUUUUUUUCUCUUUGAUGCAUUUCCAUCUUAUAAAUAUAAAUUUUCUAUUCAUGAUUGUUUAAAAUUGAUUUACAGAACGGGAUUUCUUCCUCAUUGGGGUUUUGUUGUAAUUGUAUGCCAGAGUGCAUUCUUCAUGUAUGUUAAACAUGUUUACAGUAAAGUAUGGCUUUGUCCAAAGUGUGCGCCUUUAAUCUA